CAAAAAUGAAAUAAAAUUAUCGUGAGAUUUCUGUGUUUUACUAAAAAUAUGAAAAAGGAACGAUGAGUUUUGAUAGUUUCAGGGAGAAUGUUGCCCUGUAGGUGUAGGACGAGGACUGUAUUGCCUUGUGACUGCGCGGAAGAAUUAAGACGAAGGAAAGCAGCCCUAUAUGGAAAAGGCGAAGGCGCUGAGAGCGCCGGCAAAAGCGGCGACGGGGGAACUGCGGGCAGCGGGGGAGUUAUAAGCGGCAGCGGGGCGAUAGGCAGUGGCGGGACGAUAAGCGGUGGCGGGGCGACAAUCGGUAGCGGUGCGGCAACGGGUAGCGGGGCGAUAAGCGGGGCGACAAGCGUUGGCGAUAACGUCAGCGGGGGCGUGGGCGAUGGCGGAGUCGUGGGCGGUGGCGGCACCGUGGGCGAUGGUGGCGUUGGCGGCGGCGGCGUUGUGGGCGGCGGCGGGUUGGCUGAAGGGACGGAAGCUGGAGUGGGGGGAAAGGGGAUCGUGCGAAGGUUUCGGAUCCUGUUUGACAAAAUGUACAACUACCUAGGCCCAAUCGGCCUCUGGAAUGCGGCCCUAGCUCUCCUCAUACUAGGCUACUACGGCAAGAAACGCAUCUUGGACUCCUUCGGGCACGGCAGAGGCCAUAAAGGGGGAAGAGGGUAUGGAUCUGGCGGUAUGGGGUCGUUUGGAGGCGGGGCGUAUGGAGGAUAUGGAGGAAUAGGGGGAAAGUGUGGGAAAAAGAAAGUGGAGCCCCCUCCGCCUUGCUGCGCGACUUGCAAGUGUUUUGAUCAACCUAGGAUUUUGAAGCACCGAUUGAAAUGGCCUGAGGACCCAAGACCCUGUCAGUGAGAGAUCAAUCAUUUCAUUACGUACUAAACACGAUUGCCAAAAAUAUUAUAUUUUUCGAUCUAAUGUAAAUUCUGUGAUUUAGCACCUUUUGUUCUUCA
Molecule: messenger RNA, 944 nt
Organism: Leguminivora glycinivorella
Lineage: Eukaryota; Metazoa; Arthropoda; Insecta; Lepidoptera; Tortricidae
Product: glycine-rich protein 23-like
Exons: 4
Coding region: 88-846 (252 amino acids)
Source: RefSeq, a predicted model, not a curated record